Molecule: messenger RNA, 1253 nt
Organism: Orbicella faveolata
Lineage: Eukaryota; Metazoa; Cnidaria; Anthozoa; Scleractinia; Merulinidae
Product: 26S proteasome regulatory subunit 6A-B
Molecular function (GO): ATP hydrolysis activity; ATP binding
Source: RefSeq, a predicted model, not a curated record
GCAUGCGAUAGACUGGGACGAGCACGAUUACUCAGCGAAACAACAUGGCGGCCCUCGAGGACAAAGCGAUUUGGGAAGAUGGCGAGGAAAUGGACGAAGAAGUUCUUCGUAUGCAGACAGACGAAAUUGUCAGCCGGGCUCGACUGUUAGACAAUGAAAUUAAGAUAAUGAAAAGUGAAAUCAUGAGGAUUAAUCAUGAACAGCAAGCUAUGAAAGAGAAAAUCAAGGUAAAAUGCUCUUUGUCAUGUUAUGAUCUACCUUCAGGUGUAUUAUUGUAUGGUCCCCCUGGAACUGGAAAAACAUUGAUGGCCAGAGCUUGUGCUGCACAAACAAAGUCAACUUUUCUCAAGCUGGCAGGUCCUCAACUUGUUCAGAUGUUUAUUGGUGAUGGAGCCAAGCUCGUGAGGGAUGCAUUUGCUCUAGCCAAGGAGAAGACCCCAGCCAUUAUAUUUAUUGAUGAACUGGAUGCAAUUGGUACAAAGAGAUUUGACAGUGAAAAGGCUGGAGACAGAGAGGUGCAAAGAACAAUGCUGGAGUUGCUUAAUCAGUUAGAUGGAUUUAGUUCUCAUCACGACAUCAAGGUUGUAGCUGCUACAAAUCGUGUGGACAUUCUUGAUCCAGCAUUGUUAAGAUCAGGUUUGAACUCGAUAAUUAUUAGUCUUUUUUUCGGUUUUCAAUGUUUCCAGUUCCUGAAAAGUAUAUCCAGGGAAAUCUAUGAUUGGAAUUGUUCGCUUGUUCUCUCACAGGGUAUGAUUGCUUUGCGUCGUGAAGCCACUGAGGUAAUUCAUGAAGAUUACAUGGACGGCAUCAUGGAAGUGAAUGCCAAAAAGAAAGCCAACUUGAUGUACUACGCUUGAAGAAGCUGUUCUCUUUGUAAAUAAGCUGGACACAAUAGCGACGUUUCAGUUUAUUUCUGGCUAAACUGACUCACAGACUUCACGAUCCAUCUUUCCCUCUACUAAGAUCUACGUUGGUUGUCUUGUAAUGGUUGUCAAGAAAAUAAUUACUAGUCUUCGUUGGCGCCCUUUGAGUCGUCACGCCAUCUUCGAGAUCCAUUGCGUGACGGCCAACGCACGCCCGCGAAGAAGACUGGUAAAUGAUUUUGUAGUAAGUCGUAUACCUGAACGACGUUCUCGGGUUCUUUGAUAAAAUGCCAAUAAAUACUCCCUUAUCCACACAUGGUGGCUAAUGUAACUUUUACUCCCGGCUUUUACUUUUCUGUAUUAAUUGUUAUUGAUAAAGCCCGGAAAAAA